CCUGCCGCCGCCGCCAUCGCCAUCGCCAUCGCCAUCGCCAUGAGCAGCGUUUCCUACCACAUCUCCAACCUCCUGGAGAAAAUGACCUCAACCGACAAGGACUUCAGAUUUAUGGCCACCAAUGACUUGAUGAUGGAACUGCAGAAAGAUUCUAUAAAGCUAGAUGAAGACAGCGAGAAAAAAGUUGUGAAAAUGCUUUUGAAAUUGCUGGAGGACAAAAAUGGGGAAGUACAGAACCUUGCUGUCAAGUGUCUGGGCCCACUGGUUGGCAAAGUGAAGGAGUACCAGGUGGAAACCAUUGUGGAUACGCUGUGUACAAACAUGUUAUCAGACAAGGAACAGCUGAGGGACAUCUCCAGCAUUGGGCUGAAAACUGUCAUCUCAGAGCUGCCACCAGCUUCUACAGGCUCUACUAUGACAGCAAAUGUGUGCAAAAAGAUCACAGCCCAGCUGACAGGAGCCAUUGGCAAGCAGGAGGAUGUAUCUGUGCAGCUGGAGGCGCUUGACAUCUUGUCAGAUAUGUUGAGCAGACUAGGAGGGACACUCUACUCUUUCCAUUCCUCCAUCCUGAAUUGUCUCCUUCCCCAGCUGACAAGCCCCAGGCUGGCAGUGCGCAAAAGGGCCAUCAUUGCCUUGGGUCAUCUUGUCUUGACCUGCAGUGGGAACAUCUUCUCAGAGCUCACAGAGCAUCUGCUUGCUGAGCUGAAGAGGAACGAGUCUACUUCUACCACCAGGACUUACAUCCAGUGUAUUGCUGGCAUUAGUAGGCAGGCUGGGCACCGCAUAGGAGAACAUCUGGAGAAGAUAAUUCCUCUAAUUGUUCAGUACUGUAACGUGGAAGACGAUGAGCUGAGGGAGUACUGCUUUCAGGCUUUCGAGUCUUUUGUGAGAAGGUGCCCAAAGGAAAUUGACCCUCACAUCCCUAAUGUGAUGGGUUUGUGCUUGAAAUACAUCACUUUUGACCCAAACUACAACUAUGAUAAUGAGGAGGAGGAAGAGGAGAUGAUGGAAACUGAAAAUGGGGAGGAUGAAGAGCAAGAAAGCGAUGAUGAGUACAGCGAUGAUGAUGACAUCAGUUGGAAAGUCCGCAGGUCUGCAGCAAAGUGCCUGGAGGCCAUUGUCAGCACCAGGCACGACCUCCUCCAGGACUUCUACAAAACCCUUUCCCCAGUUUUGAUAAGCAGAUUCAAAGAGAGGGAGGAGAAUGUCAAAGCGGACGUCUUCAGUGCUUAUGUCUCCUUGCUGAAGCAAACACUACCUAUUCAGAGCUGGCUGCAUGCUUCAGAUGUCACUGGCAAAGAUGAUGUUCCCCUCACAAUGCUUCAGAACCAGGUUCCCAGCAUUGUCAAGGCCUUGCACAAGCAGCUCAAAGAAAAGAGCAUUAAAUCCAGACAGGGCUGUUUCAGCCUCCUGACAGAACUGGCUAAUGUUCUUCCUGGUUGCCUGGCAGAUCACAUCCCUGCACUAGUGCCUGGUAUUGUUUUCUCCUUGGCUGAUAAAUCCAGCUCCUCCAACAUGAGGAUUGAUACACUGUCUUUCCUUCACGUCCUCCUCUGCAACCACCAGCCAGAGGUAUUUCAUCCGCAUAUCAAAACCCUGCUACCUCCAGUUGUGACCUGUAUUGGAGACCCCUUUUAUAAGAUCACUUCAGAAGCUCUACUGGUCACCCAGCAACUUGUGAAAGUUAUCAGGCCCUUGGAUAAAUCUUGCACUUUUGAUGCCAAGCCCUAUGUGAAAGACCUAUUCUCUGGUACUCUGAAGCGACUGAAAGCAGCUGAUAUCGAUCAGGAAGUAAAAGAGCGAGCGAUCUCAUGCAUGGGACAAAUCAUCUGCAAUCUGGGAGACCAUUUAAGCACUGAUCUCCAGCCAACCUUGAAGAUAUUUCUGGAGAGGCUCAAAAAUGAAAUCACCAGAUUGACAACAGUCAAAGCAUUAACUUUAAUUGCUAGUUCUCCACUUAAAAUAGACUUAAGGCCCAUUCUAGGGGAAGGUUUCCCCAUUUUAGCUUCCUUCCUGAGAAAGAAUCAACGUGCCUUGAAACUGAGCACUUUGACUGCUCUGGAUAUCCUAGUGAGGAACUACAGUGACAGCCUCAAGCCUGCCAUGAUAGAGUCAGUCCUAACGGAGCUCCCUGCUUUAAUUAGUGAGAAUGACAUGCAUGUUUCCCAGGUGGCUAUCGUGUUCCUUACUACCUUAGCUAAGGUUUGUCCAUCCUCCAUCUCUAAGAUCAGCGGUUCAAUUCUUGCUGAAAUCUUUCAGCUUGUCCACUCACCUUUGCUGCAGGGAGGGGCGCUGAAUGCUAUCAUAGAUUUCUUCCAGGCUCUGGUUUUGACAAAGACAGCCACCAUGGGUUAUUCGGAGCUGAUGAAGCACCUGAAUGCACCUAUAUACUCCUCGGGUUCAGCUGGGGCGUCGGUAACAUUACACAAACAGGCUUAUCACUCUGUCGCAAAGUGUGUGGCAGCCCUUUCCUCAGCCUGCCCCAAAGAAGCCCCUGGGGUAGUGAACCAGUUUAUCCAGGACGUAAAAAACCCCAAAUCCAGCUCUGCUGUUAAAGUGCUAGCCUUCCUUUCGCUGGCAGAGAUGGGGCGCACCAUGAACCUCAGUGCACAGAAAGAGCUCAAAACGGUCAUCCUGGAAGCGUUCACUUCCCCCAGCGAAGAGGUAAAAUCUGCUGCUUCCUUUGCCUUGGGGAACGUCAGCGUUGGGAACCUUAAAGAGUAUCUUCCCUUCAUGUUGAAAGAGAUUGGAAGCCAGCCCAAAAGGCAGUACCUCCUGCUGCACUCUCUGAAAGAAGUCAUCAGCUCUUCCCCAGCGGAUGGCCUCAAACCUUAUGUCGAGGAUAUUUGGGCUUUGCUUUUUAAGCACUGUGAGUGCACAGAGGAAGGGACACGCAAUGUGGUGGCCGAAUGCUUAGGGAAACUGACUUUGGUGAACCCUUCCGAGUUACUGCCUCGACUGAAAAAGCAGCUGUCGUCAGGUUCUCCACAUGCCCGGAGCACGGUCGUAACUGCAAUCAAAUUCACAAUUGCAGACCAGCCUCAGCCUAUUGAUGCUCUCCUGAAAGGCUGCAUAGGUGACUUUUUAAAAACUCUUCAGGAUUCAGACUUGAAUGUUCGACGUGUGGCUUUAGCCAUGUUUAAUUCUGCUGCUCACAACAAACCUUCUUUAAUCCGAGAUUUGCUAAACGCAGUUCUGCCCAGCUUGUAUAAUGAGACGAAGGUCAGGAGGGAACUCAUCCGGGAGGUAGAAAUGGGGCCAUUCAAGCACACAGUGGAUGAUGGCCUGGAUGUGAGGAAAGCUGCUUUUGAAUGCAUGUAUACGCUCUUGGAAAGCUGCCUUGACCGACUGGAUAUCUAUGAGUACCUGAAUCACGUGGAGGAUGGACUGAAGGAUCACUAUGACAUUCGGAUGCUGACCUUCAUCAUGUUGGCUCGCCUGUCCACACUCUGCCCUAAUGCGGUUCUGCAAAGGCUGGAGAGACUGAUCGAGCCCCUCCGGGCAACCUGUUCCACAAAGGUAAAAGCUGGUUCCGUGAAACAGGAGUUUGAAAAGCAGGAUGAAUUGAAGCGAUCAGCAAUGAGAGCAGUAGCUGCUCUCCUAACAAUCCCUGAAGUAGAAAAAAGUCCAGUGAUGGCUGAAUUUUCCUCUCAAAUCAGAUCCAAUCCUGAAAUGGCAUCACUUUUUGAAAGCAUUCAGAAGGAUUCUGCCUCCUUAUCCACCACAGAAUCAAUGGACAUGAGUUAAGAUUCUGUUUUACGCCCAUCACCUUCCUGUCCUCAUAACGCAUUAACGUAACAGAUCCUUCAUCGAUGGGCUAAGGAAGAAUGUCAUUGAGCUGGUCUCAACUGCGAGAGCCCCUGCAAGUCAUUGUGCGCCGAGGAGAGAAUGGCUGGAUCCAGCUGCACGCGCAGGAGCUGGACGCCUCACUGAAUUGUAGCAAGAUAUAUGAGUCUAGGAAAAUGUGUUCAUACGUAGGGAAUGGAAUGAAAAACAUAAGUAUAGUGAUUUGUCAGCAAGUUAUUAAAGGGCGUACAAGGCAAUCUAAAUUUAGUAUUAAAAAUGGAGACCGUUUCCUGGAAUGCUUCCCUGCUGCGGUACAAAGAGUAGUAGUUGUUGGGUUUUUUUUAACUCUGCACGUGCACUUUCUACCCCAAAUUGUUUGAAGAAUGUGUUUCAAUUGUUUCACUAAAUAACAUGGCUAAAAAUUUUAAGUCAUGACUUUAACUGGUGAUGAACAUCCUAAUUUCAUCCCAAUUUUAAAAGAGGGGACUGUGUUAAAGAACUAGCUAAGCUGCAUGAGCCACAUUGAGAACACUUAUCACCCAGGUUCCCUGCUAUUGUAUGUAGGACAAAAGUCACAAGAAGUGUGAUGCUGGUAUUUUAGUAUUUCUGCAAAGUUUGGGUGAUACAAAACAAUCAUGCUUGACUGCCAUUAUUACAGUUUUAACUGUGCAAAAUAAAUACCUCAAUCAGCUGUCUUCCAAAAGAGAUCUACUUGAUUGCAUUACAGAACUAAUCUGCCAAUGAGUAUUUCUUAACGUUAAACAAGGGCAUAGCUGUUCCCUUUUGAGCAGCUCAGUGUUUCUAUUGCAGGACUAGCCACCUGCACAGUCACAUACCAAAGCACUGGUAAAUGCUGAACUUUGGUCAUUAAAUGAAAGAAAGAAAAAUGCAUGCUUUUUGAGGAAAGCUGCUAUUCAAUAUACUAGUGUCACAGCACUAAAACAGGCGAAGGCCGUUAACUAGCAUUGUAAAAAUAUAAGCACUCCGUGCUGGCGCUUUCAUAAUUUGAAAAUUUACCUUAAAGUGGCUGCCUUGUUCAAAUUCUGCUUUGCACAGGAAAAGAGCCUUUUAAGAGACACGAGAGAAUGUAAUAGUUAAUUAGAGAAUGAGGCCACCAUGACACCCUUCUUGUAGCUGUGGAUUUGUAAUAAGCUUUCAUUUUUCUGUUUUUGACAAGAGUGGUUGAUGUGAAAACUAUUUAUAGUGCAGUGUGAAAGAACAUCCAUUCUGCUUGACUGGUAUCCCCAAAAAAAUAAAAAUAUACUUAUGAAGCUGCA
Molecule: messenger RNA, 5063 nt
Organism: Rhea pennata
Lineage: Eukaryota; Metazoa; Chordata; Aves; Rheiformes; Rheidae
Product: cullin-associated NEDD8-dissociated protein 1-like
Exons: 15
Coding region: 40-3747 (1235 amino acids)
Biological process (GO): protein ubiquitination; SCF complex assembly
Cellular component (GO): nucleus
Source: RefSeq, a predicted model, not a curated record